AUGGGAAGAUCAGGAAGCAAUGUUAUUACGAUGUGGAUUACGGCAUUAUUAUUGAUGGCGGCAAUGAGCGGAGCAAAGGGCAUGGUUGUUGUAUGUGACACCAACAUAGCAUCGUUGGUCGAACAUUGUCGUCCAUCGGUCAUCGGAUUACUUCCUCCCCAUCCGACAAAGCGAUGUUGCCGCGCGAUUCGUCAUGCAAAUUUAAGUUGUCUAUGUAAAUUCAAGUUCAUGUUGCCUAUGUAUAGAUUUGAAGUAAGCAAUGUCAUGGCCUUGCCUGGAAAAUGUAGCAGAAUUAAUCCAUGUGGAAGUUUUUGA
Mercurialis annua (annual mercury) is the source of this 315-nucleotide messenger RNA. RefSeq names its product putative lipid-transfer protein DIR1. Gene Ontology annotation, molecular function: fatty acid binding. Bases 1 to 315 code for a protein of 104 amino acids. The transcript has a single exon. Lineage: Eukaryota; Viridiplantae; Streptophyta; Magnoliopsida; Malpighiales; Euphorbiaceae. The record is from RefSeq and is a predicted model, not a curated record. Gene Ontology annotation, biological process: systemic acquired resistance.